AUGAAGUUCACAAAGAAGAUUCUGACUACUUUGGGCCUGCUUGGAGUGACUGAAGCUAACCUGGGCUCAAUCAAUACCGAGAAGCAUGUUGCCCAACAAAAUGCAGUCUCGAAGCGACCUCCAAACUUCCUCUUCAUUAUGUCUGAUGACCAAGACCUCUUACUGGACUCACUGUCCUAUACGCCAUUGACUAUGAAGCAUAUGCGGGACAAGGGAACCACCUUCAACAACCACUUCGUGACCACCGCCCUCUGUUGUCCAUCAAGAGUUAGUUUAUGGACGGGACGUUUAGCACAUAACACCAACGUUACGGAUGUUCAUCCACCGUGGGGCGGAUACCCCAAGUUUGUUGAGGGAGGGUUCGAUAAGAACUUCCUCCCGGUGUGGUUGCAACAAGCAGGCUACGACACUUACUACACCGGAAAACUGAUGAAUGCACACUCCAUCGAGAACUAUGCCAGUCCACACGUCUCUGGCUUCAACGGGUCGGACUUCCUCCUGGAUCCCUACACGUAUGACUAUAUGAAUGCAACUUACCAGCGGAACCACGACGCUCCAGUUAGUUACCUAGGAAGACAUACAACCGAGGUGUUGACGGAGAAGGCCAUGGGGUUCUUGGAAGACGCUCUUAGUGGAGAACGUCCAUUCUUCAUGGCCGUGUCGCCAAUUGCGCCCCAUUCCAACAUGAAUGGGACAUACGGUGCCGGAAGUGGGCCUCUAUGGAUGGACGAACCUAUCCCGGAAGACCGCCACAAACACCUUUUCCCUGAGGCCAAGGUGCCACGUAAGGCUAACUUCAACCCAAAGGAACCUACUGGAGUCAGUUGGAUCCAUGACCUUCCCUUCAGAAACGAAACUGAGGUGGACUACAAUGACCAUUACUAUCGCCAACGACUGCGUGCGCUACAGGGUGUGGAUGAACUUGUCGACAGUCUUGUUACUCGGCUAGAGCAGAGUGACAAGCUUGAUAACACUUAUAUCAUUUACACCUCGGAUAACGGCUUUCAUAUCGGACAGCAUCGACUUCCCCCGGGAAAGACCUGCGGGUUCGAAGAGGACAUCCGAGUCCCAUUUUUCAUUCGAGGCCCUGGAAUCCCAGAAGGGGCUGUGGAAGACUCCGUCAGUACCCAUAUUGACCUGGCUCCGACCUUCUACGAAUUGGCUGGUAUUCCCCUCAGGGAUGAUUUCGACGGUGCUCCUAUGCGCAUUCUGAGAAAUAAUAUGGGAACUCUGCACGAGCAUGUAACCGUUGAAUACUGGGGGCAGGCGAUGCUCGAGGGAGGAUUGUCUAACCUUGGUAAGCCUACGGUGCCAAACAAUACGUACAAGGCGGUUCGUAUACUGAGCGAGGAGUACAACCUUUAUUAUUCCGUAUGGUGCAAUAACGAACACGAACUUUAUGAUCUCACGAAUGACCCGUAUCAAAUCAACAACCUGUAUGCCAAGGUGCAGACAGAUAACUCACAAGAGACCCGAAUUAUGGGGUACAGCCUUUCGAGAGUAAUUACACGACUUGAUGCCCUUCUUUUGGUAUUGAAAUCUUGCAAAGGGACUUCUUGCAUUGAACCAUGGAGUGUGUUGCAUCCCGGUGGAUCCGUGCAUAACCUCCGGGAUGCCCUGAAUGAGAAGUACGACUCCUUCUACCAGGCGCAGUCCAAGGUGUCAUUCGACAGAUGUGAGUAUGCGUAUAUCAUUGAUGCAGAGGGUCCACAAGAAGCAUUGGCGUAUAGAAAUGGAUACAGUCUGGAUGCUUGGGUAUGA
Molecule: messenger RNA, 1761 nt
Organism: Aspergillus oryzae RIB40
Lineage: Eukaryota; Fungi; Ascomycota; Eurotiomycetes; Eurotiales; Aspergillaceae
Product: sulfatase family protein
Exons: 5
Coding region: 1-1761 (586 amino acids)
Biological process (GO): phenol-containing compound metabolic process
Molecular function (GO): arylsulfatase activity; glycosaminoglycan binding; N-acetylglucosamine-6-sulfatase activity
Source: RefSeq, a predicted model, not a curated record